Messenger RNA from Miscanthus lutarioriparius, 999 nucleotides. The record is from the annotation of a GenBank genome assembly. NCBI's taxonomy places the organism in Eukaryota, Viridiplantae, Streptophyta, Magnoliopsida, Poales, Poaceae.
AUGAGCAAUGCAGCAGGGGAGUACGACGCGGCGUAUGCAGCCACGGUGGCAGCAGUCGCCUACGCCAUCGCCGCGCGAGAGGAGGAGAGGCUGUUAGCGUCUCAAGAGAGGCCGCCGUAUGCUGUCGCGGACAAGCUUGCGCGUGGAAAUGGAAACAAGCAGCAGCGUCCUGCUGCUGCUUCUUCCAUGGAUGAUGGACCUGCUCGGACCACGCCGCAGUCCAGCAAGUCACCACGUACACCCAAGCGAGGCGAGAGCCUGAAGAAGCCAAUUUUCGAAGGCAGCAGAUCCUCUUCCUCGAGAUGGUUCACUGGUAAAGAGCCCAUAGACGACGAUUACCAAGAUGAACAAGGUGCUAAUGUAUCAGUGAAUCGGCCACUAAGACCGGCUCAGAAGAAGCCAGCAGAGGGUGCAGUUUCAGAUGAAAGGCCCCCUGCUUUCACUGACCCUGCACCACGCGUAAGGAAGGACCCCAGUUUCAGCCGGAAACCUUCAGAAAAGAGAGGAAGCAGGAGAUUCGAGCAAGAUCAGGGGAACCAGACGGUGGCGGCGCAGCCAACGGCACGGCCAAUGGACAGCAAGACGUCGAGCUCGUAUUCGGCGGCCGGUAGAGAGAGUGGUGGAGCUGCUACCACGUCUGGUGGUGGAGUGGCGUUCUCCAGCGAAAACGAAGCCAUGGCACAUGCCUGGGAGAAGGAGAAGCUGGCGAAGAUCAAGAAGCAGUACGACGAGACGAUGCAGACGAUUGCUGAAUGGGAGGCGGAGAAGAAGGCCAAAGCCAGGCGCCAAAAGGAGCUGAAAGAUGAGAGUGAGUCGGAGAGGAAGCGUGCGAAGGCGCUGGAGGAGUACAACGAGGAGAUGUCGAGGAUCAACAAGGUGGCCGCCGCGUCGAGGCUGACGGCGGAGGAGAAGAGGAGGAGCGCCGAGAGGAAGGCCAGGGACAAGGCACACACCAUACGGUCCACGGGGAAGCUUCCCGGGACAUGUGGGUGUUUCUGA